Molecule: messenger RNA, 3578 nt
Organism: Siniperca chuatsi (mandarin fish)
Lineage: Eukaryota; Metazoa; Chordata; Actinopteri; Centrarchiformes; Sinipercidae
Gene: znf740b
Product: zinc finger protein 740b
Exons: 7
Coding region: 247-1059 (270 amino acids)
Biological process (GO): regulation of transcription by RNA polymerase II
Cellular component (GO): nucleus
Molecular function (GO): DNA-binding transcription factor activity, RNA polymerase II-specific; RNA polymerase II cis-regulatory region sequence-specific DNA binding
Source: RefSeq, a predicted model, not a curated record
UUCAGUCACGUGACAGGGCGUCUAUCCAAUCACUGCUCUCCCCGGUGAGCACUUCCGGUGGCGUUUCCUGUCAGUGUUUGUAAACUGAGAAAAAAUUGGAAGUGCGACAAGAAAUAAUAAUCUACAGAACUCUUGAAAUCGAAAGGCUUUGGCCCCUGAUGAUUUGGGUGGGUGUGGUUUCUUACCCCUCAUCCUGAGCGAAGCCCCCUCUGUUCCCCCAAACACACACGCAUUCAAACUACGGCGAUGACACACCAUUCCAACAACUCUGUUCGAGACCAUAUGAAAUGGGCUGGGUUGCUGGGCUGCGAGGCGGUGCUGUCCAGCAUGGCCCUGAUGCAAGCCAACAACAUCCCUGGCCAGAAGAGGAUGAUGUCACCCUUGGGUCAAGCGCACAGGGCCAGUCCCGAGAGCCACCAAACCCACUCGCAGCACAGCCACAACCACCAUGGACACCAGGUUCACCAUGGACAAGCCCACCACAGCCACAUGGGCCAUCCUUCAGCCGGUACCUGUCCACCCCUGCUGAUCCGAAAAGACGGGGAUUAUCACUCAUCAAGAAUGAUGGAUGGAAAGGAUAUGCAGGCAAACCAGAAUAUGCAACCCAAGAAGAAGCACAAAAAAUCAGGGUCAUCAAACAAAGUUAAAGAGAAAGUGGAGCAUGUACUUCCACCAGUUGAUAUGGAUGAUGACAGUUCCUUGAAAGUCCAGAAGAACUUCAUCUGUGACCACUGCUAUGGAGCUUUCCGGAGUAGCUACCACCUAAAGCGACAUAUACUUACACAUACAGGAGAAAAGCCAUUUGCUUGUGACGCCUGUGAUAUGCGCUUUAUUCAGCGUUACCACCUGGACAGACACAAGAGGGUGCACAGCGGAGAGAAGCCGUAUCAGUGUGAUCGCUGCCACCAGAACUUCUCACGGACAGACAGGCUGCUGAGACACCGACGGCUAUGUACAGUUGGGAUCAGCAAAGAGGAAAACCAGUACUCACAGGACGCAUCUGCCCAUCCAGCUUCCUGGAGCCCCCUACAGCCUUCCAACAACCGUCUGACUGUCUGACCCUCUGCUUCCCACAGAGACCCUACAGACAACAGCAGUCUGCAGCUCAGCAACGUCGCACAUUGGAGCUCAACAGUACUGUAACCUGAAAACAGCCUAGCUUAAACACAACCAAACCUUAGUUUACUCGCGCCAGCUCAUUCAUAGAGCUUGAUAGUGGAUUUUUUGUACUUUUUUAUCUACUGUUUCAUUCAUGAUACAGGCAAAAGAGGAAGGACUAAUUCACGAUCUUGGACAACAGGUCAUUGUAUUCCGGCAAUAACUGAAUGAAAAACGCACACUUCUCCUUUCAUCUGAAAGGUUGCAGGUAUUUUUUGGUAUUGCUGCGAAGGGAUUGCAAAUAUUUCUAACUGCAAUGACUGUCAAUGUAUCGUGCAGCACCUCUGUUGUGUCCUGUUGACCUGCAAUCAACCCCAGUGCUGCCCUCUACUUCAUAUGGACAGUUCACUAAAGGACACACAUACUGUGUAGCUUUUUAGUGUUCAAGUCCUACUCAUUUUGUGUUCCUUGCUAUUAAUCAUGUACCAGCUACUGCUCAUAAGUGAAAGGUCACAGCAGACUUGUGGUUCAUGCUGCCUUGAGGUCGUGAUUAGCCACCUAUCCAAUACUUUAGGUAUUGUGUGCGUAACACAUCUUGAAUGAAAUUUAAUGUACUUUUUGAUAACACUGAUCUAAACAUGAAAGGGGCUUAUUACAGAGUAAAAUGCAAACUAGUCAUCCAUUUUUUUUUAUGUACAAGAUUGCUUUUUUGCCAAUACACAAGUCUUAAAAUGGAUCUAAAAUAAUUUCUUACCUGCUAUUCGUUUAUCUGUAAAACUGAAAGAAUAACUACAGGUGCAACCCUGUUGGUGAUUUGUAAAAACAGGUUGAAAAACACUAAAGGUUAACUAGAUGCUCCUGAAAUGUUAAAUUUUCAACUAAUCUUGGUAUUAGUUAAGUUGUGUAGCGACGGUUGGCUCACAUAUUCACUGUUCUACCUUGAAAAACAGUAGAAGGCUGACAGGUUUUGUAGGAAGAGCCCAGAUUUUUUGAUGCUCUUGAACAAAGUUGGUGAGCUUUUUUAUGUUAACUGGAUGUGGGAACCGCCUGUCUGUUGAAAAAAUUAGGUGUUUCUUGAUGUGCUUCUGUAAUAACCCCAUCAAUAUAAAUUCAUGUUUACUGUCUCUCUGUUCAUAGAAACCGCUUUCGGUCUUAUUUUUUCCUGCUCUGCAUUCAUAGAUUCUUCUGACUUUGAAAGACUUCCGUCCAUUCAAAAGUAUUUUAGUAAGAGAGGCUGGGCCAGCAUGUUAUCUGAAAUCCUAAGGUUUAUCUGGAAUUUCCUGAGUGUACAUUAGUCUGUGAAAUCUUGUCAAAACUGACGAUUAUACGGCUGUUUGCACACAAUUGGAUAAAAACUAAUCCUAGACCUUAAAUUACUUUCACUGGAGGUACUAGGGAAAUUUUCUUGAUGUCGACUAGUUUAAUUCAGUGCUCAUGAUGAUGGUCCAGAUCAAUUCAAACUGUUAAAAGUAUAAUUUGGCUCACGUCCAUCUUGGCCUGACUGAAUGUGAUCUGAAUACAGUGCCAUGUCAUUUCAUCUCUAGUUUAACCUUGGGCAUCUUCAGUGAAGGUGACUAAUUGUACGCAGUGGACAGGGGAAUAUAAGGUCCAUGUGGUGUUUUGUAUGAUGAUGACGACCUACAUUAUAUUAUGUUCAGGCCUCUGUACGAUUAAAUCAGACUGUAAACACUGGACUGAAGAUGUUAGCUCAAUUGUAGAGGAUUGUAUUGUAGACUGUUACUUCUGUUGCUGUCAGACUUUUAGAUUAUGUGAAAGGAGUUUAGGGCCCAUCACUGACUUGUCUACUUUUUAUGAAGUUAAUAUAUAUUUAAAUUGUAUUAGGGGUAGAAAAUAGUGUGUAUGGGACCUACACUCCAAAAGAAAAUCAAGUAUUUACAAAGUUAUAAUCCUUAGUCUGAUGAUUUUUUAUGACAACUGAAAAGCCCAUGGCAAGUCAUUCUUCAACUUGCUAUUAGGAGUAAAGUAAAAGCUACCACUCUUGCCCUUUAUAGUAUAGCAGCCAUGAUUAGUCAACAUAUUUUCUUUUGCAUGUAUUUCUUGGAGGAUCUUGUAUACAUUUUGUUUUAGUAAAGAUUUUUUUUUAAAUGUGAGCCCCACCUUUUUUGUCAUUUCAGGGGUGAAGUGAAAUCAAUUUGGACUCAAUCAGUCAAUCAUACUGUAGUAUGGAGUUUGUAAUGGAGUUUUAGGGUCCCAAGUCUCAUUAAAGCUGUUACACUUUUUAAACAAGUGCAUUUUGUUCACAUUAUCUGCAGAACUGGUUCUAAAGCAAAUGUUUUGGGUUUUUUUGGGGGGGGGGGGAAUCCAGAUUUGCCUUUUUCUAGAAAGCAAGGCUGAAUUUCAGACAGAAUUACAGUAUGUUCUGAGGACUUGAACAUGAAGAACCCCUAAAUUAUUGUGACCCAUUUCAGUUCUCUUCCACUGAGCCUCAGUCAACAUAAAAUGAAUGUACAGAAAUGUAA